CACAACCACGUCUUCAACCACGUCGCCAUCUCCGUCGCCAACUGCGACGAAGCUGUAGAAUGGUACAGCAAAGUCUUCGGCUUCCGACGAAUCCGCAACGACCGCACAACCACCCGCACCGAGACCCCCUCGGGCCCCAUCUUCAAGAUCUACGGCGGCAGCCUCCACGCCGUGAAAACCGCCUGGCUGGGCACCGGCAACAGCGUCGGGUUCGAGGUCUUCGAGUUCAUCGAUCCGCCGCACGAGCCCGCGCCGCACUUCCAGUAUAACCGCGCGGGCUUCUUCCAUAUCGCGGUGACAGCGCCGGAUCCGGAUGAGACGUGUGCGCGGGCGGUGAGGGAGGGGGGCAAGCAGGUUGGGGAGACGAUCAAGAUGGGGGCGGAGAAGGCGCUGUAUUUGGGUGAUCCGUGGGGGAAUGUGGUGGAGGUGUUGAGUUGUAGUUUUGAGCAUUUGAUGGCGAAUGUGGGAUAG
This is a messenger RNA of Mytilinidion resinicola, 471 nucleotides long. RefSeq names its product glyoxalase/bleomycin resistance protein/dioxygenase. Gene Ontology annotation, molecular function: methylmalonyl-CoA epimerase activity. The annotation marks the transcript as partial. Lineage: Eukaryota; Fungi; Ascomycota; Dothideomycetes; Mytilinidiales; Mytilinidiaceae. The record is from RefSeq and is a predicted model, not a curated record. The transcript has 2 exons. Gene Ontology annotation, biological process: L-methylmalonyl-CoA metabolic process.